Molecule: messenger RNA, 2643 nt
Organism: Drosophila takahashii
Lineage: Eukaryota; Metazoa; Arthropoda; Insecta; Diptera; Drosophilidae
Source: RefSeq, a predicted model, not a curated record
ACAAGUGAAUACGCAAUUUAUUUAUAGCGAGUGCAACAAUGUGGUCGGAUAUCGUAGGAAUUCCAAAUGAAUUGCUGCAUAUUUGUUUGAAUUCGAAUGAAAGAAAACCGCCUAUGAAAUGUGAAGUGUUUGCAGAUUUCUUUUUGAUAAAUUCAGAUAAAACGAGAGCAUGCGACCCGAGGAAAUUUUCAGCCUGAAUGAGGGGAAGCUGGUCGGGCUUUAAGUAAUUUGCGAAAUUUCAGCAAAAAUGCUCACAAAACAUUCAAGUGUGCAAAUAUUUGCAGAAUGGGCCCAAAAGAAUAUGCCACACAACCAAAUCUAAAUACGCACACAAGGACACCAAACGCAUUGAGUUGAUUGUUUUUUUUCUUCGUACCUGUUACUCACCAAAUUGAAGGGAAUAUCGUAUUCUUGUUUAUCUGGCGUAUAAACAAGAUAUGCUUACCGAAAGACCGGCGGGCAUAGCAUAGAAAAUCAGUUUUGCCGCACACGUGUCUGUUGUUUUCAUUAUAGUUUAGUGAACUUUGAUCAGUUGUAACUUGAUAAAUAAACUCCAACUUUUAUUUUAAUCCAUUUAGAAUUUUUGUAAAAUAUCUGGAAAACUUGAUGACUCAUUCUAGUCCAAAUAAAAUAGAUUAUUUUUAAACAUAUUUUAUCACUAGGCAGUGGCAUUGAUAAUAAACUUGUCUGUGUAUGUUUGUAUAAGACAGACAUAUCUGAAGUGGUAAGCAGGUCAAGAUUAUUUUUACAUUUUUUCCACGCCGUGUCUGCGCCCGUCAAUUUAAAUACGUAUAAAUAGCAUCUAUUUUUGAAAUUAGAAUAUAGAACCAUUGACUUGAGUAGACUUAUGGGAAGGAGUUUUGGUCUUUUGUUGAUUUUCCUUUUGGAAAACAAUGUGUAGUGAUAAAGAUACUUUUGUAUCUAUAAUUAAUAAGCUUUUACUAGCGUAUGCAUACUUACUUCUAAAAUAUGUAUGUAUAAGUUAAAUAUGAAAUCAUUAAUUUCUGACGUUCUUAAACACGACAUUCUUUAUAAGUCAUUAAAGGCCGCAGUAUCUGUGUCAUUAAAAGACAUUGAGUCGAUGUGAAAGAGAUUGUCUAUGAACCAAAAAACCAACGACAUUUAAAAUAUAAAAAAUGGCUGACGUGGAGGAAGUCCCUGAGAAAGUGCCGCGCCUGGGGCUGCGACACCUGCAGGCGGGCCUUCUCUUCUAUGGACUGGCGGCCAAUACAGUGCUGCAGCUGAACGUAGGCGUGGCCGUGGUGGCGAUGACCAACGGAACCGCAUCGAACGAUAGCGACCCGCCCCACUACGACUGGACGGAGGAGAAGAAGUCGUACAUCCUGUCGAGCUACUACUGGGGCUGCGCUCUGGCCCAAUUCCCCGCCGGCUAUCUGUGCAAGCGCUUUGGCUCCAAGGCGGUCCUCUUCUGGGGCACCCUGGGCUCGUCCCUGCUCAGUGCCCUCACAUCCUACGGCGUUUAUGCAGCCGGCUGGAAGGCGUACUGUGCGAUUCGCCUGCUGCAGGGACUCUGCCAGGUGACCUGGCCCUGCAUCCACCAGCACCUGGCCAACUGGUGUCCAGCGGCGGAGCGAACGCGCCUGGGAGCGUUUGCCUACACGGGCUUUGACUGCGGCAAUGUGCUGGCCAUGUACGGCGCGGGCAUGAUAUCCACAUCCUCGCUGGGUUGGCCUGGCAUAAGCUACUCGGCAGCCGGCUUGGGCCUGGUUUGGUGCGUCCUCUGGCUGCUUCUGGGAGCGAACAAGGCCAGUGAGGCUAGGUUCAUCGGCGAGGCGGAGAAGGCCUACAUUGUGGGUGAUCUGCAGCGAUCGGAGAGGAAGGAGCCGAAGAAAAUGGAGAUACCUUGGAAGGGCAUUUUCACCUCGGUCCCAGUGUACGCCCUACUUUGCGCCCGAUGUGCCGACAGCUGGGGCCUGACCACCAUGCAAACCGAGUUGCCAACCUACUUGAGCGGCGUCUUGAAACUGGAUAUGAAGAGCAAUGCGGUCUAUUCGGCCCUUCCCUUCCUGCUCAUGUGGGUGAUGUGCUAUGUCUACCUGAUUAUUGCAGAUGUGCUGCUGCAAAAGGACUGGAUGAGCCUGACGGCAUUGAGAAAGACCUACACGAGCAUAGCCCUUUGGGCCCCGGCCUCCAUAAUGCUGACGCUCGUCUUUGUGGGAGAGGACCAGAAGUCCUUGGUCCUUGUGCUGGUGACUCUCAGCGUGGGCGUGAGCAGUGCAGCCACGAUUGGCAGCGAGCUGAAUACGAUUGAUUUAUCGCCGAACCACGCCGGCAUCCUGGCCGGCCUCAUGAGCAGCUUCACCAACCUGAUGGCCCUGCUGACGCCCCUCGUGGUGGGCGUUUUGGUAACGGACACCAGUCAGCGGAGCCAGUGGCAGGUGGUCUUCGGCCUGGCCGCCGGAAUUCUGUUUGCCGGGAAUGUGAUUUUCCUACUCUGCGGCACUGCCGUGACUCAGCCGUGGAACGAGUCCAAGGAAUCGAGGCGGGAGCUGGAGCCGGAGGAGAAGCCGUUCCAGCACACCAAACUCGAGAUAGCGGCCGAUGGUUCCGAUGGCAAUGGAGUAGGCUUAAGACUGAACUGUACGAGCCCUUGAGAAAUAUAUAUUUUUAUAUUUGUUUGAA